CCAUGAAAUAAUCAACAUCAAUCUGAAGAACAAACCUGACUGGUUCUUUGAGAAGAACCCCUUUGGGCUGGUUCCUGUUCUGGAGACCAGCAAGGGUCAGCUGAUCUAUGAAUCCCCAAUCACUUGUGAAUAUUUGGAUGAAGCAUUUCCAGGGAAGAAGUUGAUGCCUUUGGACCCGUAUGAGCGAGCCUUUCAGAAGAUGCUCCUGGAACACUUCUCAAAG
Messenger RNA from Pterocles gutturalis (yellow-throated sandgrouse), 223 nucleotides. RefSeq names its product glutathione S-transferase omega-1-like. Gene Ontology annotation, cellular component: cytoplasm. The record is from RefSeq and is a predicted model, not a curated record. The transcript has a single exon. Gene Ontology annotation, biological process: glutathione metabolic process. The annotation marks the transcript as partial. Gene Ontology annotation, molecular function: glutathione dehydrogenase (ascorbate) activity; glutathione transferase activity. Lineage: Eukaryota; Metazoa; Chordata; Aves; Pterocliformes; Pteroclidae.